AUGAUAGGCCUGCCGCUCCUCGAGGCUUUCGCCUUGGGUAUCAUGGGAUGGGUAGUAUACGGAGCCUUCUGGAGGCUAUACCUCGGUCCAUUAAGUCGAUUCCCGGGUCCCAAGCUCGCGGCUCUGACGUUGUGGUAUGAAUGUCAUCUUGAUAUCCUCAAGCAAGGCGGUGCCCUAUACGUCCAGGAAAUUGGGAGACUGCACAAAAUAUACGACAUGGGCCCUUGCUCUGCACAGGGCCCAUUGUCCGAACCAGCCCCUACGAGUUCCACAUCGCAGGCCCAGACCUCUACGGAGAGAUAUAUGCGGGACAUAGACGUGACAAGUCUGCCUGGCAAAUCAAGAGUGGAGAUUCGGCCCAAGCAAUGGGAUUUACUAUUUUCCAUGAACAGCAUUGCCUGCACCGAGAAGCGCUUGAACUCACUCGUCAGCAAGUGUAAUAUCUUGAUAUUUGAGGGCACAAUAAGAAAAGUUGUCGAUCAUCUCUGUGAGCGCAUCCCUGACUAUCGAGAUGCAAACAAAACGAUCAACUUGACGAAUGCGUACCUUGCUAUGACUAUGGAUAUCGCUACGGCGUACGCCUUUGGCAGAAGUUCAGCACUCCUUUCCCAAGAGAAAUUCAGCCAGAAGUGGAGAUACCAUAACCACCGUAAUGCGAAGCACUGCUAUAAUGAAUCACUUCAGAUGGCUCCCUCGGCUCAUGGAAAUGCUGCCUCCAUUCGCUACGAAAGCUAUCAAACAAUCGAGAAACAGGUAAAAGAGGCCCUCGUCUAUGACAAUGCCUCGUCAAAGUCAACAACGGGCGAUACGAUGUUCGAGAGACUACGCGAUAAUGACGAACUUCCGCCCGAAGAGAAGACUGUACGAAGGCACACUGACGAGGCUACCAUCCUGAUCAUCGCAGCCAGCGAGAGUCCCUCAAAGACACUCUCACCUAUCCAUUUCUAUCUCCUACGCAACCCGCCAAUCUUACAACGGGUACAGGACGAAAUCAUAAACUUGAUGCCGGACCAUAAGACCAUGCCCUCCUUGACGCAGCUCGAGCAAGUACCAUAUUUAUCUGCAGUUAUUAAGGAGGGUUUGCGUCUCCACGGAGACGUUACCGCCCGCACCCAACGCGUUGCUCCAACGAAGACCUGCACUACCAGGACUGGGUCAUCCCACGGGUACACCUUCAGCAUAUCCUCCGUCUUCGUCCACCUCAACCCCGAUAUCUUCCCGGAUCCCCUGGCAUUCAGACCCAAGCGCUGGCUGGGAAAGGAAGCAAUGGACCGUCGUCUGGAGCGCUAUAUAGUAGCAUUCGGGAAAGGAACCCAAAAUUGCAUCCGUACUAAUGUCGGGAUGGCCGAGAUGUGUGUUGCACUCGCAUCAGUGGUUUGCCAUCAUAAUCCAACGCAGCCCAGGUAUCUCGGAAUCGUGCUCAGAGACCCCUGGAGUGUUCAGGUGCUCUGCUUGACGGCCCCCAACAUCAUCGCUCCCAAAUAUUAUAGAAGAUGCAAUACUGGCCUCACCCAUGUGUCGUUUUGAAAUCAGCAUGAUACAAGCUCAAACUGGACCUUACCAAGCCUUUAUGUUGAU
Molecule: messenger RNA, 1578 nt
Organism: Amorphotheca resinae ATCC 22711
Lineage: Eukaryota; Fungi; Ascomycota; Leotiomycetes; Helotiales; Amorphothecaceae
Exons: 3
Coding region: 1-1527 (508 amino acids)
Molecular function (GO): monooxygenase activity; heme binding; iron ion binding
Source: RefSeq, a predicted model, not a curated record